AUGACAGUCUCCUACACUUUGAAAGUGGCCAAUGCUCGCUUUGGGGGCUUCUCCAAGCUACUUUUUCGUUGGAAAGGGAGCAUCUACAAGCUGCUCUACAAGGAGUUCAUUGUCUUCGUCUUGCUUUACGGAACACUAAGUGUCAUCUACCGGUAAGUUGGCAAUAUCCUGUUUAAUGGAAUGAAACCUCUCCAGGGGGACAUAGUUAAAGACGUCUGAAAUGGUUGAAGAAUGUAAAAUUGCUGUUCUUUUUUUAGGAGCGUUCAAUGUUGUGGUACUUUUGCUCUCAACUUUCAGAGCUUCCUUACCAAUCUGCUUGCCCCACUUUAAACCAACCUCAGAAUUACACUGUUUAGUGGGAAGGAAGGCUUCCAGGGGUGACUUUCUUGCUGGGCCUUUCUCUCCGUUACAAUUGCAUUCCACGCAGCCCACCAGGUCAUUUACAUGGGGAUGGCUCUCCAGGCUUUCUUCCCAUCACAAUCAUGCUCUUUCCAGACCACCAAAUGGGCUGCAAGGAGACCAAAUACAUGGUGCUCCCCACCCCCCUGCCACCCCUGAAGCAAAAUUUGGCAGUGCUCAAGGGGCAAAUUUGGCUAUGGGAGGCAGACCGAAUACCUGCAGUGGGCUGCACAGAUGGCCUGCAAAGGGCUAUGGGUUGUCCUCAUAUGUUUUAAAUAUUGUGUUUUUAAUAUUUUGUUGGGAGCCACCCAGACUGGGCCAGCCCAGUCAUAUGGGAGACAUAUAAAUAAAAUAAUAGUAAUAGUAAUCAUUCUAGUAAAUAAAUCAAAUUGUUCUAACAUUCAGGAGAAUCUGUUUCCCCUGAACAUUAUUAGUAGGCCAGGAUGGGUGAGUGGGGUAUUGUUGGAUUCUGCUGAGAAGGGUAGAGCUUAGACUACAGAGACUGCCGCAUUUAUGCCUAGAGGCUCAUGCCCUGCAACCCAUAAAUGACUUAAGCCCCAAAUAUCUGAAAGACCACCAAUGUCAGAAUUGAUGGAGUGUUUAAAUCAGCAGAGUCCUCUUGGUAGGGCUUUGAGGGUUUGAAGGGUACCACCUUCCCAAGAAGGCAUUAUCUGUAGCAGCCCCUAAGUUGUGGAGGUCCCACCCCACAGGGGUGUGUCUGGCACGUUCUUUAUAUAGCUCUUAGCAAAUGCUGAAGAUACAUCUCUGUACCCUGGCCUUUGAUAUCAGUGCUGUGUAUUUUUGAGACUAUUCCUGUGACUGCAAUUUGUUUUAGCUGUUUUUAAUACAGAAUUUUAAAUAGUUGUAACCAGCCCUGGGACCUGCUAGUGAAAUCUGUUGGAGGUGGUAUUAGUGUUGUGUUGUUGUUGUUGUUGUUGUUGUUGUUUUAAUAUUCCUUGUAUCCUUGAAAGAAUCCUAUUGUUUGCCAUAGUGACAUUUAUUUUGGUACUUAACCAAGCAGAGGGAUUGCUUUGGCAGGGACAGAGAAGAGCCCUGGCUCCUGUUUAAUUGAAGAAGAAUGUUUAUAUCAUGAGAGAGUUCAAGCCUGUUAUUCUUCCCCAUCUCCUGUAGGCACCUUCUGAAUGUGGAUCAGAAACGUCUCUUUGCAAAGGUGGCUGAAUACUGCAACCGCUCAACUGACCUCAUCCCUCUGUCCUUCGUCCUAGGUAUGAUUAUGUACCUGCUCUUGAUAGGAGGCCUUGUUGCUAUGGUUUCUUGAUUGCUUGCUUUAAUUAAGGCCAGAUGCAUACAUUUGGCAAAAGCCCCUUUAAUCUUUCGAUUGCACAGAAUCCCAAAUUAUUUCCCAUUGGGAGGUACCACAAAUCAGUGGCAGAGCUCAUGGUAUGCAUCCAGGAGUGAAUGAGGAGUCAGAUGAUCUGAAGGGCUCUUGCCAUAGACCACUCUAAAAGUCUUGCCGUGAAUUACCGCGGAGGCUGACCCUGAUUUUUGUGUGUGUGCGUGUGUGAAAGUGAGAUUGAUGCAGCAAACACCAUAUCACGAAAAAAGAAAUGUGAGUGGUGUCACAAAACGAAAAAAGGGAAGUUAAAAAGUAGGAGGUGGAUAAUUAAAAUGGAAAAGGAAGUGACAGCUUGACAGGUGAGAGAGUUUAUGUCUAAAUGAUGUACAGCUAGGGCUGCAAAAAUGCACAAUGAACAUGCCUGACUCUCCUGAGUAAACAGACCUAGUUUUUGCAUUAGAAGUGUCUAUAUCAGAAAUGCAAGCCUAAAUUGAUCUGCUUAAAAAUGAUUCCGUUAUGAAUUUUCAUUGCCUUUGCAAAACUUUCCUGUAAAAAGGUCAACUAAAGUAAAACUGCAGUUCUCCCUAGCCUGUUGACUCGCUAUUUCUAGAAGGAAGGCAUUGGAAGGAGUAAACAAUGACUGUCCACGUGGGCCAGGUGUUCUUUCGAGCUUCCAAGAAGCCUAUAUCAUGCCAUAGCAAGCAUUGGAAGGGAAGGGUAAGAUGGGACAACCCUUCUAUCAGGCAGAUGGGGCAGCUGCCUCAGGCAGAAGAUACUGAUGACUAAGGACCACAGGUGAAGUGUUGGAAGGCAGAGAUCUGUGUACCAUGGGGCCUGCCCUGCACUUCCUAAGCUAGCCUUCAGGCAUGGUUGAGGUUGCUGGCACAUCAGUACUGUUGUUGACUCUGUUUCCGUACAUGCAAUAUGCAGGUGAGGUGGGAAGAGGAACCCUCUUGUUCUUUGUCUGGAUGGGAAACAUACCAUUUUUUCCCCUCAUAGGAAAGCUUCAAAAAGGGAAAAUGGGAGGGCAGGGGGGAACCCAGUGGUUUUGAAUGUGUUGAUCUUUUGUUAAUAUGUGCAAAUAUAGAUAAGAGCAAGGGUUGGUUUUGCUUCCAUGUCUGCCAGAAUCUCUGAAUAUUGAUAAAUAUGACUCUUUGCACUUCCCUGUUUUGUAUGUCUGCUGUUUAGUUUUUGACUCAGCCACAGCCUGAAAAAUGCUCUUAUUUCUUUCCAAGAGUGUUAACUCUUUUAAAAAGCGUGAAAUUUCAGCAGAUCAGAUCAGUACUCAAUUGAAGAUUAUGACAAAUCCUAAGCACCCUGGCAAUUUCCUAGAGAAAUGGUUCCCACCAUUAACAUGUGUGGACUCUUUGAAAGAUUUUUGUAAACAAACUGCCUCUAAAUUGUGAUUGCAGACUUCUGCAUUAAGUAUUAAAGAAUUUUAUUUGCCUAACAAGAAAUAGCAAGCUAUGAGGUACACAGUAUACUGAAACUUUUCAUUACCAAAUUCUAAAUGUAAAAAAUAAUUUGACAACUUCAUAAAUCUUUAGUUUUGUAGCUUUCAUAAAUGUUUUUGCUUCUUUUGUAAAGAUGACCAACCAACAAAAAGGGGAGUGAAAUUUUGUCUUGUGUCAUACAGAUAACUUCUUUAACAAUUCCUUAACAAAAUUCUUUGACAAGUUAACCAACUCCUAGAGCUCAAAUGGGUAGAAUGUUUCUGCUCUCAGUGCCAACAUGCUAAAAUGGCAGCAGUUCAUUAUGCCUGAUGACCUUGCCUCAUGCUCUCUCACUGUUUCCAAGUCCUCAUCCCUCAUCCAUCAUCCCUGCUAAUGCCUCUUCCACCUCUCUUUCCUGGCAGGUUUCUAUGUCACACUGAUUGUGAACCGCUGGUGGGCGCAGUAUACCAGCAUCCCUCUGCCAGACCAGCUCAUGUGCGUCAUUUCCAGCAAUGUGCAUGGGAAGGAUGACAAGGGCCGCAUCUUGCGCCGCACUCUCAUCCGUUACGCCAACCUCUCCUCUGUGCUCAUCCUGCGCUCGGUCAGUGCUAGAGUCCUUAAAAGAUUCCCCACUAUGGACCACUUAGUUGAAGCUGGUGAGUUUAACUUGGGGAAAUGAACAGGAUGGUCUGGGAGUCUACUUUUAUUAGUCUUUCUAAGGUGCCACAGGGAUCAAGAGAUUAUUCCACCAGAACGUAUUAGGACCCAGUGUCACUGACUGGUGGCCCCUGAAGCUCUUCCCAGUAUCAAGGAGCAGAUGGAGAGGCAGUGCUCCAACUUCCCAUUUCUCUCUUGCAGGUUUCAUGACACAAGAUGAGCGCAAGAAGUUUGAGAGUCACCACUCAGACUUCAACAAGUACUGGAUCCCUUGUGUGUGGUUCACUAAUCUAGCAGCCCAAGCCAGGCGGGAAGGAAGGAUCCGGGAUGACGUGGCGCUCAGAUUGCUCAUAGAUGUAAGUAUUGCAGUGGAAUUGCUUUACCAGCUAUGCAAACAUGAAAUAACCACCUGUCUUUCUCUCUCCAGGAACUGAACCUCUACCGCUCCAAAUGCAGCAUGCUUUUCCACUAUGACUGGAUAAGCAUCCCUUUGGUGUACACACAGGUGAGCAAGGAGCACUCCACAUCUUCUGGAUACUCUUGCACGUCUCAAUGCUCAUCUCUCAGUAGCAGUUUUGUUCCUACGAGUAGACUAAAGGUUACUUUUCCCAUACACUUUCUAAAUCUGUCUCUCUUGGUGCAUCUCCACAGCACAAUUCUACUUAGUUUUACUUAACGUCUCAUUUUUUUAUUGCAGAGGAAAGGAACAAGUUUCCAGCUCCAAAAUAGUCAGCUGUUUCCCAACGAACAUCAAAUAACAAGCUAGGAAAUAGAUCAGUUUGUGAAAGUGCCAGUUUAAUUGUUUUUGAAUUGGUAGGAUGCGCAGGACAUGCUAGGGCAUAAUGUGCAGACCUCCUGUACUGCAGGAGAAUGUUUUGGUUUCUGCAAUGAAAAGCAUAGUUCCAUGAUGCUCUCUUGAAACCCUGGCAAAUGUUUAACAGCCGCUUCUCCACAGGUGGUCACCAUUGCUGUCUAUUCCUUCUUUGCUUUGUGUGUGAUUGGGCGUCAGUUCCUACAACCUGUGGACCCAAGUCAAAACAAAACAAUGACAAAAAAAGAUGAGGACCUAGAUCUGUAUGUUCCCUUACCCACUCUUCUACAGUUCUUCUUCUAUGCUGGUUGGCUGAAGGUGAGGAUGUUGGCUCCCAUUUUCCAUGAAGAUGGCUUCAUUUGACUUGAUCUUCAGUCUUCAAAUUACAGUGGUACCUCGGGUUAAGAACAUAAUUCGUUCCGGAGGUCCAUUCUUAACCUGAAACUGUUCUUAACCUGAAGCACCACUUUAGCUAAUGGGGCCUCCUGCUGCCGCUGCACUGCCUGAGCACGAUUUCUGUUCUCAUCCUGAAGCAAAGUUCUUAACCCGAGGUAAUAUUUCUGGGUUAGCGAAAUCUGUAACCUGAAGCGUAUGUAACCUGAAGCAUAUGUAACCCGAGGUACCACUGUAUAAGAUAUGGGGUGCUGAGACAGAGUUGGUGUGAGCAUCAAUGAGUCCCAUGCAUUGUUUGAACCAGAUGAGAAGAUUCAGGGGCGCAAGAGGCUGUCCCCAUCUGCAGAUUCUGUCCCUUCUGGAUUUUACAGUACUGAAAAGAGAAGUGGGUUGGGGGUGUUCUUCCAUUCCAGCCUCAAUUCCACUCUCCCUGCCAUUGAGUCAGCAUCCUGACUGAGCAUGUGCAAUCCUCGCUGGACUGGUUUAUUGUGGUUCCUCCCCUUAUGGUCCCUUAUCCUGAAGGUCUUUUAAACCUUUGCACACUGUAAGGUUCCCCCAGCCUGCUGUUACCUCUCCAUGUAGCAGGGUGGUGAUGAUUUGCCUACACAAACAACACUCACAGCCUAAAUGCUGGAAAUAAAGGGAGCAAAGACUUGCAACAGAAGGUGCAAGUCAGAUGCUCACCUGAAGAAGUAAACUGUUCUGAUUGCGGCUGCUCAGUCCCCAGCCUUUCUGAUGAGUGGGUAAGGUCUGCAGAGGACUUCUUGUGCCCACUGGACUAGAAUCCUCCGUAAGAUCAAGGACCCCAGUAAAUCUCAAUGAGGGAGGUUUCAUGCACAUGGGGAUGCUAAAGGGUUGCAUGUGCAACAUGCCACCCACCCCAUUCGCAGUUUGAACAUUUGUGUGUUCAGGCAUGAACAUGGCUAAAAUACAGCAGCUUCACUGUUCUGGAUUGCAAGCACUGUUUUGUGUGUGUGUGCACACUGUCAUUUUGGAUAGGAACCAGCACCCAAAGAACUAGCAAGCGUAUUAGUAUAUGCAACAUAGCAGCUCAGCUACCUCUUUAAUACUUUUUAAUCACAUCAAAGCAGAAUGCUUUGCAAUGUUUGUCUCUGUUUUCCAGAGAAUGCCAUUGGCAGUGAAGACAAGCUAGAUGAGACUGUGCUUAGAAGGGCUGCCUGCUAAAAUUUACAAAAAAGGAUAGCCCUAAUGCCACUCAGUUCCCUCCCACAUUCAAAUAUGGAAUAUUCAUAUGCUACACCUUUCUUUUCCUAUAGGUGGCAGAGCAGAUAAUUAAUCCCUUCGGAGAGGAUGACGAUGACUUUGAAACUAACAAAUUGAUAGACAGGAACCUUCAAGUGAGUCUUAAAACAAAGGCCUAGUCACACUUCACACAGGUAUAUCCAGCAUACAACUUGGCGUCCUGGGUGUUUGAGUAUUUUUUCAUAUAAUGCUUAAUGACUGCCAGGCUGGCCUGAAAAAUCUGGUAAACUAUUUGUCAUCUAUACUGUUCUACCUCUGUGUAUACCUUCUUUCCCAUUUCUGCUCUCCACAGUCUGAACCUUUAACUUUCUCUAAACUUUUUAUGCAAAGCAAUGGAUGCAGAAUAGACCAUAUAUCAAAGAAUCAAUUGUCUUUACCCACAUGCUGAAUAUAGCGCCCUGAAUAUUCAGUUUGUCUAUUAAUGCUCCCCUUCCCACACUUUUGACAGGAUACUUUCUUUGAUAGUACACACAAUCCCCUUGUAGGCUUGGACAUAACCCAAUUCACCUUUUAUUGGGACAACCAAUUGCUUACUUCAAAUCUCUAGUAACACACAGAAAAAGUGGCACUUAGAGUGAGGCAAUUUGUCCCUUUUGUAGUAUCAUGAGGAGCAUUCCAAGAUCUUGUUAAUUGGAUCUUUUUUCCCUGGUUAUUAAAUGAUUUUUGUUUUACAGAUCUGCAAGUCACUUUGAGACUUUUUGUACAAAGCAACGAAUAAAUGUAAUCAAUCUUAGUAAUAUAAAGGGUGCAACUGUCGAUCUGAGACAGAAGCAUUUUUAUUUAGCUGCCUCUUAUAUUGCUGGUGUUCUUUUGAUACUUUUUCCUAUUGAGAACCUUGUGUUAAAGCACAACUGUAAUUAAAGCACAAUUGUAAUUAAAGCAAUUACAAGUCUUAUGCAGGUCUUUGAUGAGAAAUAUUCCUUUGUCUGCUCAGGUGUCUUUGCUUUCAGUGGAUGACAUGUAUCAGAACUUACCACCAACUGGAAAAGACAAAUACUGGAAUGAAUCUACAGCUCAGCCCCCGUACACAAUGGCCACAGUGGCAGAGACCUUGAAACCUUCCUUCAUGGGUUCUACCUUUGACAUGCGGUAAGUUCAGCUAUGUUGCCAUGGCAAAAGGCUGACAACCUGAGCCUGGCAACUUUGCCAGAUACAAUCUCUUCCAUCAGAUAUAAGGGAGGGGACCAUUUUCCUGGAUUGCAUUUUACCAUCUCAGCCUUUACUUAUAGAGCUUUUACAAUUAGCCCUGAAUCCAGUUAAGAGGGAAUAUUUACACAAUGCAUAAUGAACACAGGAUGCAUACUGUGAGCAACACAGGGCCACAUCCAAAAAUGGCAAAGUGGCCUAAUCCAAAUCCUGGUUAGCUAACGGGCCCAACCACUUUUUAGAUACAAGAACCUACAACAAUAUCAGAUCAUUUGGCAAGAUUGUAUGAAUGCAUCCACCCCACUGUUGCAUCAUUUUCCUUUGAAUUUCAUAGUAGGAAAUCUGACCAUUCUGAUGGUAUGGGCUAAUUUCAGUGCUUCAAUCAGGUGUGUUUACUUCACCCAGUCUGUUCCCCUUCUGCAGGAUGAGUGAUGACCCAGAGCAGAGCCAGCAGGUGGAAGCAUCACCCAGCAUGAGCCGCAUUCAGACUCCCCUGCUCAACCGCUUCCUCACUGCAGCUGCCUCUCCUGCAGUCAGCCUCAAAAAUUUUGGCAAGGGCAGUCGGAUGCAGCAUCCCCAGCUACUGCGCCUAAGGACUGAGGGCACUUUCCCCUCUUCCAGCCCCAGCUUCUAUCGCAGGGAAGAUCCUGAAGCAGUUGGUCGCAUUGACGAAGAAGACAUGGAAGAGACCAGACUUAGUGAAACCUCCUCCCCUGGCUCCCACCUCAAAGUCCCCCAUAAGAACACAAACGCUGAGAAUCUGAGAAAAGAGUUGCCCAGCAUUACAGUGGUGGAGCCCCCAGAUGAGAUCAGUAUCAGUGACCAACCAUCUAACUAA
Messenger RNA from Podarcis lilfordi (Lilford's wall lizard), 8237 nucleotides. The record is from the annotation of a GenBank genome assembly. Lineage: Eukaryota; Metazoa; Chordata; Lepidosauria; Squamata; Lacertidae.